Coregonus sp. 'balchen' is the source of this 4415-nucleotide messenger RNA. The record is from the annotation of a GenBank genome assembly. Lineage: Eukaryota; Metazoa; Chordata; Actinopteri; Salmoniformes; Salmonidae.
AUGGUAAAUGGUCAACCUCUUUCUGGUCUAAAUUAGUUAGGUAGCUACAUUUACACUUAUGAGUAAUCUUAUUAGGUCAGCUUACAAGUAAGCAAGCAUAAUUUACUGUGGUUUACUAACCUUAGCUUACUAACGUUUGCAAAAAAAAAAAACGGAUCAUCAUUCAGAUCAUUGACUUCAAGAACUCGUGGAUGUCUCGGUGAAGUGAAAUUGUUGUUGCUCACCAGUGCCCUCUGAAGAAGAAAUAACGAUACAGUGUUGUAACCUAACAUCGCUCGCAAAACUGCAGAUUUGAAUGGUGACCACAGCCCUUCCGAAAAUACAUUUAAAUCGUCUUUUAAUGCGAUACAUUUUUUUCAACCCUCCAUGUAUUCGAUUUAUUUAAUUUCAAAUUUGGCUCCCAGUGCAGCUUUACUUCCGGCCUAUUAUGACGCAUCUGUCAAUUUCUUCUCUGUAUGUUCCUAGCUGCUAUGUGCCUACAUUUGAUUACAAGCAUAAGGGGUAACUGGCUGCUAGAUCAUUUACUACUGAACAGAUUAUGGUACAGAGGUAUUUUAGUUAUGUGCUAAAACAAUAAUGGCUUAUUGACUUGUUUUUCCAUUGUGUUUUUGGAAUUCCCUUACUAUAAUUGUCUGCCACUCACUUAUUUUCUAGAUCUGAUUGCAGUAAGAUGUCAUCAACAAGCAGUAAGUAUUAUACCAUUUAUAUCACUGAUGAUGGUUUCUUUUACACAUGUUGUUGGUGUCUUCUGAUACAGACAAUAUUCUGUUCAAACUGACUGUCUUAUUCUGUAAUGUCAGUGGAAGGGUUUUUCUUCCGUUUCAUUGUGAUCCUUAUGUCUUCUUGGUUCAUACCUCCCUAACCCUCUUGCUCUGUGGUCUGUGUUGUCAGGUGAGCUACUGGCCAGUCGGGCCCGGGAGCCCCUGAUGAUGAGCAUGCACCUGCUGGCCAACCCUGGGGACUCACUCCUGCUGCAGCACACCCUGGACCGCCUCCUCCGCUGGGUGUGCCCCAGCCUGCGCCUCUUCCACGUCUCCGAGCGGGCCUGCCCCCUCCUCGACUACGCCCGCUCCCGCCUGUACCUCGUGGCCGGGUACCCCUCCCUGGCUGUGACCGUCUUCCUUCAUGAGGCCUACGGCGAGGAGCGCAUCCUCCGGGUGCUGGACUUCCUGCAGCGCCCCCCCUGGCAGUACCACCACACAGAGAGCUGCAGCGGGAGGACCGGGGGCAUCCACAUCACCUCCCCGGCCAACGCCCUGCUCCGGCCCUACCUCCUGCCCAGCCGAGACUUAUACAGCCUGGGCACGGGGAUGCCCGUGUGGGGGGUGCGCCCAGUGCACUGCGGCGGGGAGAUGCUGCGGGUGACGCUCUACAGCGGCUACAAUAUCUUUGACGACGCAGUGCAGCUCUACAAGACGGUGCUGCAGAGGUCGGCGGAGGAGCAGAAGCCGGGGUUCUGUUGGUUCACGCUCUACACGGAGCCGGGGCUGUGUCUACAGCUGGCUCUCAAACAGCUCUCCCCAGGGGUCAGGGUGGAGGCCUGCAACUCAGCCGUGCUGCAGUUCAGGUUGGAGGAGAUGGGUCAGCUCGUGCCCCUGCUGCCCAAUCCGUGCAUGCCCAUCAGCGCCACGCGGUGGCAGACCGAAGACCUGGACGGCAACAAGAUACUCUUCCAGGUAUUUUAAUUGACAUGACACUGCUAUAUUGCACUACAGUACUUUUAUUCAGACUCCUAUGUGGCUCUGUGGUCAGAGAUAGUGUAAGUAAUAUAUAGAUGAAAUAAGCUACUGUGUAUUUUAUAAUUUGCCUUUUGUCUUACCUUUGUCACACUGCGUCUUCUCACUGCAUUUCUGUCUCUACAUUUAAACGCUGAGACGUGCAAAGUCAAGCCCAGUUGCUUCUUGAGAUGGAAAUAUGUUUGGGUUUAGAGUUGUGGUAAAUGUUUAGCUGCUAUGUGAAACCUCUGUGGAUUCUGCCCCCUGAGGAGCUAUUGGAAGCCAUCCUCUAUGGCUGUGAAAACACCAGAGGAGGCUGGUGGGAGGAGCUAUGAGGACGGGCUCAUUGAAAUGGCUGGAAUGGUAUCAAUGGAAUGGUACCAAACACAUCAAACAAAUGGAAACAAUGUGUUUGACUCCGUUCCAUUGAUUCCAUUCCAGCCAUAACAAUGAGCCCGUCCUCCUAUAGCUCCUCCCACCAGCCUCCUCUGGAAAACACGUAGCACUGGAUGAAGUUACUCUAUGAUUAUCUUUUAGCUACAGUGAGACUACUGUUCUGCAUUCAAGAUGAUUGUCUUGUAAAACCAUCGGGAUUAAGAGUGGGACCAGUAGCAGGAAAAUAUAAAUGCAGUUUCCGUGUCCAGCACAGAGAGACAGUGAGCUCCAAAAGUAUUGGGACAGUGACACAUUUUUAGUUGAUUUGGCUCUGUACUCCAGCACUUUGGAUUUGAAAUGUUACAAUGACAACGAGGUUAAACUGCAAACUGUCAGCUUUUGUUUGAGAGUAUUAGGUGAACCGUUUAGAAAUUACAGCACUUUUUGUACAUAGUCUCCCCAUUUUAGGAGACCAAAAGUAUUGGGACAAAUUCACUUGUGUAAAGUAGUCAAAAGUUGAGUAUUGUGUCCCAUAUUCCUAGUACGCAAUGAUAACAUCAAGCUUGUGACUCUACAAACUUGUUGGAUGCAUUUGCUCUUGGUUUUGGUUGUGUUACAGAUUAUUUUGUGCCCAAUAGAAAUGAAUGGUAAAUAAACACUUCUACAUUAAUGUAGAUACUUCUAUGAUUACGGAUAGUGCUGAAUGAAUUGUAAAAUGAUGAGUGGACCCUCAAUAUGGACCAUACUAUUUAUUAACCAAUCAUCAAUUAGGAGAUUCAAAUACAGGCAUGAAAUCACAAACUGAUUCGGGCAAUAAUCGAUAUUAAUAAUCAAAACAAACAGCAAAUGCAUCCAACAGGUUUGUAGAGUCACAAGCUUGAUGUAAUAAUUGCGUACUAGGAAUAUGGGACACAAUACUCAACUUUUGACUACUUUAAUACGCAGAAGUGAAUUUGUCCCAAUACUUUUGGUUCUCUAAAAUGGGGGGAUGAUGUACAAAAAGUGCUAUAAUUUCUAAACGGUUCACCUGAUAUGGAUGAAAAUACCCUAAAAUUAAAGCUGACAGUCUGCACUUUAACCUCAUAGGUAUUGUACAGGGCGACCUGACCAAAUUCACAUAGACAUAUGAGUUAUAGAUCUGUCAUUCUCAUUGAAAGCAAGUCUAAGAAGCGGUAGAUCUGUUAUAUGUGCGCUAUUUCUAUGCUUCCCGUGCUUAAGUUUAGUUUUUGCGUCUUUUACUUUCGGUUUUGUACACCAGCUGAAAAUACAUUAUUUUUCACAGCGGUAUAGAUGGUACAAUGAUUCUCUACACUAUACUUGCUUGUUUUGUCACAGAAACUGAAGUUAGGCGAACUAUUACAAUUUUAGCAACCAGGAAAUGGCGGAGCAAUUUCUGCAUAGUGCAACUUUAAUUAUAACUUAGGUUGAUUGUUUUUCCUGUCUCUGUGGGCUCCAUGAUUGUUGAACCGUCCAUUCUUUUUACCUCAAGUCUUCCAGAGAAAGUUAAGACUGUCAGUCUCUGUCCCCCAGGUGAAAGACCCAGAGCAGCCUCAGCGACCCCUGACUGGUGCCUUCCCUCUGACCUGUCCCAGUGUCUCGCCCAGAGGGCUACUGACGAGUGUCGUGUCCACACCGCCCCCAGCAGCCCAUGCCCUGCAGCCCUGCAGCCAGAUGAGCCCAGUGACCCAGCCGGGGAACAGGCCGCGCACCGACCCAGGCCUGGAUAGGCCUGCCUUACCCGGGGGUCUGCGGUGUGGGGGAGGGGGAGGGGGGAGAGCAUGGGCUCAGACAGCUGCUGCAGCACCCCUCCAGGCAGCUGCUGCUACUCGUCCCAGUGCAGCAGCCCCGCCACGCUAUCCAUCAACCACCCCCACGACUCCUCCCCUCUCUCAUGCGCCGCCUCCCCGGCGCGGCCCUCCCUGUCAACCUCCCACCUGCUGCUGGAGGAGGAGGAAGACCCGGAGACCAACGUGGACACGGGCGUCCCUGUGACGAUGACCCCGCGCUCGGACAUGGACUUCACCAUGACGACCAGCUCGAGGGACACUGCGCUGUGAGAGGCCAUCCGCUGUGGGGGCCUCUGCCCUGGCGAGGGAGCUGAGUGCUUGUCUACCGGAUGCUUGGGUUGCGAGCAGCCCUACCAAAGCUGCCAGCCCCGGGUGCAAGGCAGGGUCACCAGCCUGGGACAGCAGUGUUAUCAGCUGGGCAUCGCCGGGUCAGAGCUACUGUAGAGGGCCUGUGGGGCCACGGACUCCAGAUAAGCCAGCAGCAAAGGCUCUGUUGUCACCCACACACAAUACAGACCCAAUAGAUGAGUCCAUCUGA